UUACGCAUCAAAAAUCUUUCAAAUCUCACUAUUAACUCCAACAAUUUUACUAAUAACACCCCGAAUUGCAAUAUGUUUACUCUCUUAUCUAAUCGACUGGUCACUCUACAAGAUCGACAUAAAAUCCGGUGGAUGUUUCAAUCGUCCAAUAUUCUUUUUCUAUGCACUAACACCAAUCAUGUUCUGGUUGUGCCGUGAUUUAGGCUAUAAACAAUAUCAUGGAGUCAGUAUUAUCUUCAUCAAAAGAUACCUAAUAUUAUUCUGUGUAACAUUGCCGAUAGCAAUUUUAAUGAUGAUUGUGGAAUCAGAUAUUACAUUUGAAGAAGCUUUAAAUAUCGACGUAUUAAAUUACAAGAUUAUUCCAACCAUCAAUCAAAAUAUUGGAUUGGGCAGUGAUCAACUGUUAGUAAACUGGAAUUGGAAACUUGUAACUAUUCUUGGACAUAUUAUGAUAUUAUUUCCUAUAUUAGGAGUAUACACAAUGGUAGAAUGGAUUAGAAUCAUCUGUAAAUUUAAAUCAAAGAAGAAAAAUGCAUCGAAAUUAUCUUCAAUUCAUGUUUUUAUGAAUUUAUCUUUAAUAUUCUCCACUGGUUUGUUAAUAUUGUCUGUAAAAUUAACCACAUAUGAUUUUUUACCGCUAAUUAUACCAUUUGUUUAUAUAAAUGGUGAAACAAUCAUAAAAUCAUCAAGAAAAACAGUUAAAACAACAAAUUAUGCAUUUAAAUUGUGGAUUUGCAUCAAUAUGUUGCUGGGAUUAUUUAAUGGAUUUUUACACGAAGGCGGAGUACUUCCUGCAACAAUGUACCUGUCAAAGAGACAUCAAGAACAUCAAAUCUACCCAGUUGAUAUUCAUAUUGUGACCAGCCAUGUCCCGCCGAUACCGCAAAUGUUAUUUAUGCAGUAUGAGCACGAACAGGAAAUUUUCCUGCACGAGUAUGGCAAGAGUCCCAUCACGACAGUAAUCGAACAAAUCGCUACGCUCAGAUACGAUGCCUUCGUUACUGGCAACGAGUACCAGCUUUAUUUCCUGAUACCGUCGUAUAAGCACAAUGAAUUGAUCUCGGCGCUACAAGAUUUCAAUCGGGUGGAUAUCAAAUUAGAAACGAGCUUUUAUCCGCACGUUACUGUCGAAGCUUUCGAUACGUUCAAGCUACAAAAUUAUCAAUUUUCGAAUGUGACAGAUCUUAUAUAUGCAACCAGUUUGACAUUCAAUUUAGAUUUGUAUGCUAUUCAGCCUUAAGUGAAUUAAAAAUGUAUAUAAAGUUGCAUAAAAUUAAUUAAUCACGA
Molecule: messenger RNA, 1287 nt
Organism: Dalotia coriaria
Lineage: Eukaryota; Metazoa; Arthropoda; Insecta; Coleoptera; Staphylinidae
Product: GPI mannosyltransferase 4-like
Exons: 2
Coding region: 179-1240 (353 amino acids)
Source: RefSeq, a predicted model, not a curated record